This is a messenger RNA of Vombatus ursinus (common wombat), 3085 nucleotides long. Its product is annotated as peroxisome biogenesis factor 2. Gene Ontology annotation, molecular function: zinc ion binding. Gene Ontology annotation, biological process: protein import into peroxisome matrix. Gene Ontology annotation, cellular component: peroxisomal membrane. NCBI's taxonomy places the organism in Eukaryota, Metazoa, Chordata, Mammalia, Diprotodontia, Vombatidae. The coding region runs from base 806 to 1723 and encodes 305 amino acids. The transcript is spliced from 3 exons. The record is from RefSeq and is a predicted model, not a curated record.
CUCAUUCCCCAUAAUCUUUUCAGUAGUAUAUAGCCAUCCACACUAGAAAGUUUGGGAUAUUGUGCCAUUCACCUGGCAACUCUUCUACUCCCCACCUCGAACAUACCAAUCUGUACUAGAUAUCAUGCCUCUCCCUAAGUGAAUUAAAUCUGCUAAGCAAUGAGUGGCUAGUGAGUGAGUGCAAACUUGCCUUAAUGAAUGUAUCUAACAACCUAGACCAUGUUUUACAUCCACCUACCCCAGACAUUUUGGGACAUCUUGCCACACUACACAUUCUGCCCUUCUCCACCCAUUCUUUCUACCUAACAGUAUCUACCUACCUAACAGUAUCAAAUCAAUCCUGCUAUUGCUUCUGAAAAGUACGUUGACAUUGGACUGCACUUUGACUGUUCACCAUUCCUUUGACUCUCCAACCUUUCCCUGGCACUCUGCUGUAUGUGUUGUUCUCCCAUUUGAUGUAAACUCCUUGAGGGCAAUUACUGUCUCAUUUCUGGAUUUAUAUCUAUAGUGCCUAGCACAGUGUCUGUCACAUAGUGGGCACUUCAUACAAUCUCUUUCAUUUAUUCAUUUGAAGAAUUAUGCUUCUGUUCCAUAGUCUUGGAUGCUGUGCUUCAAUUAAUGCAGCUGAAGUUUGUGUUACCACUUUCAGAUCUUUUUCAGAUUCAUCCUGAUGUUCUAAUCUGUGGUAUUCCAGUGAUGCAGCCAAAAUGUGGAUGCUUUUCUAUUGAAUAUCAGUACAGUGCCAUAUUACAACAAACCAAGCCAGAGUCACUGUCCUUCAGAAUAGUCCUGCAGUGAAGAAGAUAUGUCUUCCAAAGGAAAGAAUACUGAGCACACAAGCCCUGUACUGAGAAUAAGUCAACUGGAUGCCCUGGAACUGAACAAAGCCCUGGAACAAUUAGUUUGGUCCCAGUUUACUCAUUGUUUUCAUGGAUUUAAGCCAGGGCUCUUAGCCCGGUUUGAACCUGAGGUAAAAGCAUUUUUGUGGCUUUUCUUAUGGAGAUUCACCAUUUACUCCAAGAAUGCCACUGUGGGACAGUCAAUUAUGAAUAUCCAAUACAAGAAUGAUUUUUCUCAAACUCAGAAAUAUCAGCCACUAAGUAAAAAUCAAAAGUUAUGGUAUGCUGUUUGCACAAUUGGAGGAAGGUGGUUAGAAGAAAGAUGUUAUGAUUUAUUCCGUAACCACCAUUUAGCAUCGUUCUAUAAAAUCAAACAGUGUACUAAUUUUAUUGUUGGGCUUUUGAAAGUAAGUAGUUUGGUUAAUUUCCUGAUUUUCCUUCAAAAAGGAAAGUUUGCUACAUUGACAGAGCGUCUCUUAGGUAUUCGAUCUGUAUUUUGCAAACCCCAAAACAUCCGAGAAGUUGGCUUUGAGUACAUGAACAGGGAACUUUUGUGGCAUGGUUUUGCAGAAUUUCUGAUCUUUCUCUUACCACUUAUUAAUAUCCAAAAGUUGAAAGCCAAACUGUCAUCUUGGUGUAUCCCCAUCACAGGUGUUCCUAACAGUGAUGAUACAUUAGCCACCCAUGGCAAAGAAUGUUCCCUUUGUGGAGAGUGGCCCACUAUGCCUCAUACCAUAGGUUGUGUACAUGUGUUUUGUUAUUAUUGUGUUAAAAGCAGCUACUUGUUUGACAUGUACUUCACUUGUCCUAAGUGCGGCACAGAGGUGCAGAGUCUGCAGCCACUAAAGUCAGGGAUCGAAAUGUCAGAAGUAAAUGUUCCUUAGAAACAGAAUCCACCUUCUUUAAGCAAAAUAGGUAAUACUUAAGAAUGCAUGUCAGAGUCACCAUUUCAAAUCUCUCUAAAGACAUAAUUAAGACACUAAUCCCUGGAAGCUACAUUAUGUCAAAUUUAUUGUGUAAAUUCUACUACAUCUCGAAAAUAAAAGUAUCAUUAGUUUGAACUUAACCAAUUUUAGAUUUUUUUUUAAAAAACAAUUCCAUUUGAAAUAAGGAUUUGUUUUUGGCUUAUGCUCAAAGUGAUUUAAUGGCUGCUUGCUUACUUUCCUGAAUAACAACUAGUAAGAAUGUUCUUUCCUGCAAAGAAGUUGAGCUAUAAAAUGUACCCUAAUAGCAUGUGGAUGCCUUUGUAAUAUCUUUGGGUCACAGGGUCAUAUUUAGAGAUGGACAGAACUUUUCAGCUCACAGGAUCAUAGAUGGAAUGGCCCUCAGAAGCCUUCUAGACCAAUUCUUUCAAGAUUGCUAAGCAACCCCAGGAAAGUUAAGUGUCUUGCCUGAGGUCACAUAGACAGUAUGUAUCAGAAGACAUGUUUGAACCAGGACCUGUGACUCCAAAGCUAGUUCUCUUUGCACUGUAUGACACUGCUUCAUAAAUCAUCUCAUCUGACCUCCUCAUUUGUACAGAUAAGGAAACUAAAGGCCCACUGGCUUAUCCCAGAUCACUAAAGUAAAAAAGUAGUUUGUAAUAAGUAAUACCUAGGAUUUGAACCCAGCUACUCCAAUUCCAAAUCCCGUGCCCUUUCUUCGUCACCACUGGUUGCCAUAGAUUACAUUUGCUAAAUAUUUUUUGACUAUUUGCAUUAUUUUAAAAUCAUGGCACAUUAUAGGCAAUCCUUAAUAUAUUUGAAAAAACACUUGGAAUAAGAAGAUACUGUGUUCCUUUUGUAUCUAGUUGUAUGACCACGUUACUUAACCUGUUUGAGCCUUAGUUUUCUCAUCUGUAAAAUGGAGUAAUACCUGUAGUACUUAGCUUAUGGGAUUAUUAUGAGGCCCAUGACCUAAUGUGUAUAUGUGUAUGUGUGUGUAUACAUAUGUACGUAUGUAUGUAUGUAUGUAUAGUGCUUUGCAAACUCUAAAGUUCUAUAUAAAGUUAGAUGCCUUUACUAUUAUAUUACCUCACUACUAUUACAUUAUGUUACUCAUUACUAUUAUAUUACCGCAUAACCAGGCUUAAGCAACAUCUGAAAUUGCCUCUGUCAUGUUUCGUACCUUUUUUUUCUCUCAGACUUGCCUAAUGAUCUUUUAGGAAGUAAAAAUAGUUUGGAAAUGAAGAUUAACUGUAUCUUUAGACUUGUGAUCUACAGAGUUUUUGAUCAUAUACCUCUAUCAGUAAAUUAGUUUUGAAUGUA